This is a messenger RNA of Megalops cyprinoides (Indo-Pacific tarpon), 1472 nucleotides long. RefSeq names its product SNF8 subunit of ESCRT-II (gene snf8). The transcript has 9 exons. Gene Ontology annotation, biological process: protein transport to vacuole involved in ubiquitin-dependent protein catabolic process via the multivesicular body sorting pathway. Lineage: Eukaryota; Metazoa; Chordata; Actinopteri; Elopiformes; Megalopidae. Bases 116 to 892 code for a protein of 258 amino acids. Gene Ontology annotation, cellular component: ESCRT II complex. The record is from RefSeq and is a predicted model, not a curated record.
ACGUUAGCUAGGUUCGUUAACUGCCGAGCUGUUUAGUGGUCGAAGCUGAAUAUUAAUUGCAUUUAGAAAUUUAAUAUAGCCUUUAAUUUUGACGAUAUUCGAUCGCGGACUCAAAAUGCACAGGAGGGGAGUUGGAGCCGGGGCGAUCGCCAAAAAGAAGCUUGCUGAGGCCAAAUAUAAAGAGAGGGGUACGGUUCUUGCAGAGGAUCAAAUCGUGCAGAUGUCCAAACAGCUGGAGACCUUCAAAACCCAUCUGGAGGAGUUUGCUAGCAAGCACAAACAGGAGAUCCGUAAAAGCGCGCAAUUCCGUGUGCAGUUCCAGGAAAUGUGUGCUGCCAUUGGGGUGGACCCGCUGGCUUCUGGAAAGGGCUUCUGGUCAGAGAUGCUGGGUGUGGGAGAUUUCUACUAUGAGCUGGGAGUGCAAAUCAUUGAAGUUUGCCUGGCUUUGAAGCACAGAAAUGGAGGUCUUAUUACCCUGGAUGAACUCCACCACAGAGUGCUAAAGGGAAGAGGGAAGUUUGCUCAGGAUGUGAGCCAGGAUGACCUGAUCAGGGCCAUUAAGAAGCUCAAAGCUAUGGGGAAUGGCUUUGGGAUGAUCCCGGUGGGUGGCUCCUACCUGGUCCAGUCAGUGCCGGCAGAGCUCAACAUGGACCACACGGUCGUUCUGCAGCUGGCUGAGAAGAAAGGCUACGUGACAGUGAGCGAGAUCAAGGAGGGCCUGAAGUGGGAGAAGGAGCGAACCUGCCAUGUGCUGGACCACCUCCUGAAAGAGGGCCUGGCCUGGCUGGACUCCCAGGCUGCUGGCGAGCCCCAGUACUGGUUGCCUGCUCUCUUUUCUGAGCUGUCCUCUCGUGAUGUCACACCGGAGGAGGCCAAUCAGAUGGUGCCUUGAGGAAGAGACAGGGGGAGGAAACUGGAGGGUCAGAAUGGUGCCAAUGGUGUUCCUCCUACCUCAGAAAUGGACAAAUCUAUCCCAACUUUGCGCAGGGAGUCACCUGCACAAAAUCAGCUGCAGUUCAAGAGUAAUAUGGGCCUACUGUGGAGAAGGAAACAAUGCAAACAGAACAAAGCCUUUUGGUUCCAAUGAAGAAGUUCCACUCUAGGGUUUGUUGCAUUUGUAUUUGUCAAUGAAAUCAAUAGGUUGUGAACAGUCUAUUUGGGUUCUUUUUUGCUUCGUGUCCCAUGUGCAUUUCUGUAAAGCCUGACGCAAUUCUAGUUGCUUAUUUAAUUCUACCAGUUAAACCACAGCCAUUACUUUUGGCUUGGUGCAAACAGGGCUAACCUGUCUAAAAAUGAUGUCUGGUGGUAAAGCUUUGAGAUGGAAGUUGCACAGAGGUACAGUAUACAAUGCAAAGGCUACCAUCUACAGCACAGAUAAAAGAGGAAGCAUGCACCUUCAGUAGUACCAACCCAGUGUGCUGUCUGGACCUCUCAAACAAAUUAAGAAGAUACAAAUCUGACACCUUCUAAAG